Molecule: messenger RNA, 799 nt
Organism: Salvia splendens (bonfire salvia)
Lineage: Eukaryota; Viridiplantae; Streptophyta; Magnoliopsida; Lamiales; Lamiaceae
Exons: 2
Coding region: 184-507 (107 amino acids)
Source: RefSeq, a predicted model, not a curated record
UUUCCCUUUUUCUGAAUAAAAAAUACAAAUUCCUUCAAUAAAUUUUUUAAAAAAACUAUAUAUAUAAACAAACAUAUUCCAUCAUUCAGAAUCAACAAAACACCUCGUCUUCUCCAAAUCCCCUUUUUUCCCAAUUCAAUUCAAAACCCUUUGAUUUCAAUUUCAUUUGCGGAAAUCAUAUCAAUGGCGUCCAAUCCACAGCUGCAGUGGCCAUCAUCUCCUUCAUCAACCGAUUCAUCUUCUUCGAGCGGACCUCUCUACGAUUUAGCAGACCUCAUGGAGCAGCUCCCCAUCAAGAGGGGGCUGUCGAAGUUCUACGAUGGAAAAUCGCAGACAUUUGAAUCACUGUCGAAAGUGAAGAGCGUUGAAGAUCUGGGGAAGAGAGAGAUGAGAAGGAUCAAAUCGUGCUACAAAUUUGGUCCAAAGGCGACGAUUGCGAAGAGGUCUACGAAAACAUCGUGUGCUUCUUCCAUAGCUAAUAAAACUUCCUUGUUCAUUCAUGGCUGAACUUUUAAGCUACGACGCUACAAAUUAAUUCGUCUUCUUCUUCCUUUUCUUUUCCUUUUUUGUAUGAUAAUUUAUCUAUCAAUUUUGUUGAAGGUAGCUUUAUUAUGCUUUUUUGAAGAUAAUGAAGAUAAGAUAUGUACGUAGCUAUAUUAUUGCUCUCAUGGUACCACCACGAUAGAGAUGUCGUGAUACUAUAUAUAGCUAAGCUUUGGAAUUGAGACUUGUUAUCUAGAAAAAAACAAUUACUAGUAGUAUUUUUUGGAGAAAGUUUAAUAGUAGUACGUUAUUUUAA